AUGUCAACUUUCAGACGUCUCCGAGAGAGCCUUAGGCUUGAGGAGGUAGAAGGCCAUACUGAGCACUCGCAAUGGAUCUUCUUCCAACUCCACCAGACAAACAAAACCAUGCUUGGAGUCGGCCUCAACUGGUGGCAGUCUAUCUUGGUCAUCUUCGUCUCCCAGCUCAUCUCUUCCAUUGCAAUGGCUUUCAACUCCCGCCCAGGAAGCGUCUACCAUAUCGGAUAUCCGUGUGUUGCUCGUAGUGUCUUCGGCAUGUGGGGGAGCUACUACUUCGUCGGUGCCAGGGCACUUAUGGCCAUCAUUUGGUACGCUGUGCAAGUUUACUACGGCGCGAACUAUAUGUAUAACAUGCUACGAGCCAUUUUCGGGCAUAACUUUACAAAUAUCCCAAAUCAUCUCCCGGAAAGCGCCGGAAUCACCACGUCUCUUAUGCUGGCCUUCUUUCUUUGCUGGUUGAUUCACCUACCCUUCUGCCACUUCCGACCAUACCAAUUGCGAAAAUUCUUUUGGUUCAAGACAAUUGUCUCUGUUCCUUCGAUGUUUGGCUUGUUCAUUUGGGCAAUGGUGGAUACCAAAGGCCAAAUUGGCACGCUGUAUUCCUCGACUUCAAGAUCCUCCAGCACAAUGGCGUGGCUGAUCUUGGCUGGUAUCAACAGCGGAUUGGGAAACACCGCAAAUUUGAUCACAAACCAACCUGACUUUGCCCGUUGGACAAGUAAACGCGGCGCACCUGUCUGGACACAACUUCUUGUCAACCCUCUCGCUGUGACACUGUCUGCGAGUCUGGGCAUUCUCUCCACUAAUGCCGUCAACAACAAAUACGGCACAGAUAUCUGGAACCAAUGGGAUAUGAUGAACCUGAUUAUGGAUGAAUACUGGUCUGCAAAAACACGAUUUGCCGUCUUUCUCUGCGCCUUUGCAUGGUUAGUGCAGAUCUUGGGAACCAAUCUCGCUGCCAACAUGAUUUCCUUUGGCGCUGAUGCAUCGAUGCUCUUCCCUGGAUAUGUAAAUAUGCGACGUGGCCAGUACAUGGCCGAGUUCCUGGCUUGGGCGGCGGUUCCUUGGAAGAUUGUGGCGUCAGCAGCAAAAUUCCAGACUUUCCUUAGCGGAUAUGGACUCUUCAUGGCAAGCGUCGUUGCAAUCAUGCUUUGCGACUACUUCUGCCUUUCAAACGGGAAUGUGGUAAUUUCGUCCUUAUACAACCCCACAAAGGCAAACAAGAACUACUAUUACCACAAAGGCUGGAAUGUACAGGCAGUGAUAGCGUACAUCAUUGGCAUCGCCCUUCCAUUUCCAGGCUUCUGCGGCGAGCUUGGCGCGAAUGUGUCUGCGGCCGCGUCCAACAUUAUGGAUAUAGCCUGGAUCACGGCAUUCGUGGCUUCUUUUGUGUCUUAUUAUGUUAUUUGUUUGAUUUGGCCCACUGAAAAUAUUCGCUUCAUGAGAGAAAAGGGGUAUGCGUUUGAGCAGAUAGCGGAAGUGGAUUAUAUUGAUGCGGCUGCUACAAAGGAUGCAGAGUCGAUCAUUGAGGAGAUUGGAGACCGGAAAAAUCCGGAAAUGAAGGUUCCAGCUGAGCUUUAA
Messenger RNA from Penicillium odoratum, 1581 nucleotides. RefSeq lists its product as uncharacterized. Gene Ontology annotation, cellular component: plasma membrane. Gene Ontology annotation, biological process: transmembrane transport; nucleobase transport. The coding region runs from base 1 to 1581 and encodes 526 amino acids. Lineage: Eukaryota; Fungi; Ascomycota; Eurotiomycetes; Eurotiales; Aspergillaceae. The record is from RefSeq and is a predicted model, not a curated record. The transcript has 9 exons. Gene Ontology annotation, molecular function: nucleobase transmembrane transporter activity.